UACUGAAAAUUAAUGAUGAGGUUGGUUUACUUCGCCACGGCGGUUACCCUCAGCCUAUUGCUGGGCGGCCGAGUCCAUACUGCUGUUGCUCGCUAUGGGUUCGCGACCCGGGGGCUGGCGGGCUCAGGCCCUAUGGGCCAUGAGCCGGACCCGGAUUCCGACUGGGAGCCAGAGGAGAGGGAGUUGCAGGAGGUCGAGAGCACCCUGAAACGACAGAAAAAAGCAAUUCGAUUCCAGAAAAUUCGGAGGCAAAUGGAGGCGCCAGGUGCCCCGCCCAGAACUCUGACCUGGGAAGCCAUGGAGCAGAUAUGGUAUUUACAUAAGGAAUUUGCUGAGUCCUGGUCAGUUCCCAGGUUGGCUGAAGGUUUUGAUGUCAGCACCGAUGUUAUCCGAAGGGUUUUGAAAAGUAAAUUUUUACCCACUUUGGAACAGAAACUGAAGCAGGAUCAAAAAGUUCUUAAGAAAGCUGAGUUUGCCCACUCACUCCGGCAGCUCCAGGGCUCUAGAGAUACCGUUAAGCCACUUGCUGCAGGCCACUCUGUAUCAAACUCUUUUCUGAUGCCAGGGGAUGAAGCCUCAUCUGAAGGUCAGCUUCACAGCACAGCUUUGACAGUUAUAGAGUCAAAAACUCACAGUACAAAUGCUCUGAGACAAAAGGGAAGGAAUAAAGGAAUCCAGGGCUUGAAGAAGGAAAGCUUUGAGCCUAUCACUGCAGCCUUAGGUCAUCAGAGAGAGCUGCAAAAAUACUCCAAUGAUUGUGUAGGCACCAGAAGAACUGACAGUAAUGGAUUGCCAAGUGAUGAGAAACUGGAAAUGUUGAAGACAGGGGAGCUACGGAACCAGAACUUCAGCAGCAAAGUAGUGCAGAGGGGACGGGAGUUCUUUGACAGCAAUGGGAACUUCCUGUACAGAAUUUGAGUUGGGGCCCGGCUUGUGGAGAUGCCAUGUGAAACAGCUAGACUAAUAUAUUUGGAGCUGCCAAGAUUUCUGCAUGUGGAUAUCUACUUUGAAAUAGGAGGAAUUUGAUGAGCCUGGAAUAUGGACAGAAAGAGCUGCUUGGUUAUUCAAGCUUCUUGGAUCACUGCUCCCAGUCUGACCUGUGUAUCUUCAGUAUUCUCCUUUUUGCUUAACUUCUGUAUGUUGAAAAUCAGUAUUGUUUCUGUGAUACUUGCAAUAAUAUGUUUGGGAGGAAGUGAAAAGUUUGCUUUCUGACCUCAUUUCCUUCUUGAUCAUUGAACACUAACAGUUUUUGAGCUGCUUAGUAAAUUGGUUCUUUUAUUUUCCUUUGGUGCGAAAAUAAAAUGUAGCAGUUCGUGUUGAAAAAAAAAAAAAAGAAAAUUAAUGAUGAUGAUGAUGAUGAAGAUGUUGUUGUUGUUGUUGGAGUAACCCCAUCUUCAACCACAACCUAAAGAAUCUCAAGAAGCCCACUCACUGAUCCAACUCAGUUAUCCCUGACUGAGAGUGUCCCCGACAACCUGGAGGGGGCCUGAGGUGGGCAGGGCACAGUCUCUGCCCUUAAGAAAUCAGGAGACAUUUUCUUCCCAGCUCAUAGCGAGAUAAACAGCUUAGUUGCUAAGAGAAGAAUUACUUAGGCGUAGGGGCAGGAAGUGUUCCUGAGGGGGUCAUGUCCCUGGGUCUCCCUGCAUUGAGUACAGCUCCUUAGGAAAUGUGCACAGAGAUUAACCAUGGGAUGUGUGGGCAAGGGGUAGUCUGUGUAGCUAGGGGACCCAUGGGACUGCUCUGAUAAUUCUGAGGGUGCCUGAGUGGUGGGCACUGGACAUGGAGAACUAAAAGGAACAGAAAGAAACCUGAGAGCCAAAGCUCAGAGUCCAGGCCCAGGUCCAGGGCUGGGGGAUCAGUGGCAGAAAAGGAAAAGGAAGGAAGGAUUUGAUCACCCCCAUUAGACUCAGAGUUCUGGAAAUUAGAGGCCAGGCAGGGGCACAUGAAAGUCCCUCACUCCUCACCAAGCAUGCCCAUCCCUUUAAGAGAAGAAAAAUCUUGAUAAUUCUUGGAAAUAUGGAAGAACUCCAAGUAUAUGCAUCAAACUAACUACAUACAUUUCAAGUCAUAGUUCUGUUUGCACUCUUCAACUGUAUAAAGUGAUGGUUUUCCAAGAUAUCAUUUAAAACAUGAGGCAAUAUUUUGGAAUGAAAUUGACCAAAUUAUAUUGUGUGUGUGUGUGUGUGUGUGUGUGUGAAUGUGUACCAACAAAUCCCAUUAAUAUAUAUAAUAAAAAUUUAAAUAGGUUUUUUUUUUUAAUAUUUAGUUUUUAGAUUUAGGUGGAUACAAUAUCUUUAUUUUUAUGUGGUGCUGAGGAUUGAACCCAGUGCCUCAUGCAUGCUAGGUCAGAACUCUACCACUGACUACAACCCCAGCCCUUAAAUAGAUUUUUAAAGAGACCAAAAAAAAAAAAAAGGGAAAAA
This is a messenger RNA of Marmota monax (woodchuck), 2423 nucleotides long. RefSeq names its product neugrin-like. Gene Ontology annotation, cellular component: nucleus. The record is from RefSeq and is a predicted model, not a curated record. Bases 13 to 918 code for a protein of 301 amino acids. The transcript has 2 exons. NCBI's taxonomy places the organism in Eukaryota, Metazoa, Chordata, Mammalia, Rodentia, Sciuridae.